Saxophila tyrrhenica is the source of this 522-nucleotide messenger RNA. RefSeq lists its product as uncharacterized. The record is from RefSeq and is a predicted model, not a curated record. Lineage: Eukaryota; Fungi; Ascomycota; Dothideomycetes; Mycosphaerellales; Extremaceae. The transcript has 3 exons. Bases 1 to 522 code for a protein of 173 amino acids.
AUGACUUCUCUCUACAAACAGAGCGUUCGACCUCUCGAGCGCGGCCUCACCAACCUCUCUGGCCUCUUAAAGGCUGGGGCCAAAUUCGCAGACGAGAAAGGCAUGUCCCACGAAGAAAUGCUGAGUUUCAGACUAGCACCAGACAUGCGAGGGCUCCCGUACCAAGUACAAUCCUGCUCCAACACCGCAAAAUUCUUCUUCACCCGCAUCGGAGCCAUCGACAACGUCGUCUUCGAAGACAAUGAAACGACAUUCGAACAGCUGCAGGAGCGAAUCACCAAGACCAUCGAGCUCAUAAGGACAGUGCCUGAAGAGGCCAUGGCUGGAAAGGAGACAGAGCCGGUGUUGAUGGAGACGGGAAUGGGAACAUUCAGGUUCGAGAGUGCGCAGAGUUAUUGGUCGGAUUUUGCGCUGCCGAAUGUGCAUUUUCAUAUGUCUUCGGCGUACUGUAUUUUGAGGCAUCUGGGCGCGCCGAUCAGAGCAUUCGACUACAUUGGAAAGGACGUCUUUGUGAAGGUCUGA